CAUGACAUCCGCCAAUUUCAAAAAGUUUUCAUGUGAAAAACUCCCACGCAUUGGCCAAAUUAUCCCGCAAUACCCUCCCAUUGUUGCCAAAUAAAGAGGAACUAGAAAGAAAGCAGCUUCUUUGCUUGAGUGUGGCUCACGCUACUAUGUUCCAUCACAGCUCUUCCUUUCUCCCCUGCCCUUUUCUUAUAAAGAACCUCCCCUUUCCCCCCAUCUCAUGCAACUCACAUCCACUUCCCUCUUCUUCUCUUCUUCCUUCACUCUCUUUCCUUCACUUAGCUUCUUUAAAAAUGGAUGAUGAAUUCUGCUAAGGUAGCCAAUUUGGGCCUCAGGGAGUGGCCUCUAAGUAGAGACAAAGUAGAGAAGCCUUAAGCUUGUGUGAAAAGAAAUGGAGAGAAAUGAGUUUAUGAAGCAUGGUUUGGUCAGACUUCCCCCUGGUUUCAGAUUCCACCCUACUGACGAAGAGCUUGUUGUUCAGUACCUUAGAAGGAAGGCCUUCUCUUUUCCCUUGCCGGCUGCCAUCAUUCCUGAAAUUGAUCUUGGGAAAUUGAACCCCUGGGAUUUACCCUUAAACUUAGGUGGGUUUGGUGGAGAUAAAUACUUCUUCUAUCUUAGGGAGAGUAAGAGUCAAAAAAAGAAAGGGAGAGUAUCUUACCGAGAGACAAAGUUGGGAUACUGGAAGCCCUUGGGGAAGGAGAAACCAGUCUUGGCUUCUUCUCAAGGAAACGAAUUAGUUGGUUUGAAACAAGUCUUGGCCUUUUACAGAGGGAAGUCGCCUCAUGGAUCAAAAACCGAUUGGAUCAUGCAUGAGUACAGCCUCCCCAACAAAGAACUUCUAAAGAGCUCAGCCCAAAGUUUGCUUGUUUCAAGUAAAGAGUGGGUAGUUUGUCAAAUCUCUGUGAAAAGAAGGAAGAACUUGAGAGCAAGGAAUAUCAGACAAGAAGAAAAUCAAAUUCCUGCAACCAGUUCAUCUUCUUCGUGGAGCUGCAUAACUGAGAAUCUCUUAGAUGAAGAGGAUAGUAAUGGAGAAGAAGCUAUGAGCAAAAUCUUUGUUGAUUAGCAACAUUAAGUCUAAUAUCUUCAGCUCAUGUGCACUUUAUAUUAAAGUCUCAAUUUCAGGGAAAACAAAUUUAAAUCAACUUUUGUGACUUUUCAUCUUAAUAACAUUAACAACCUGUUUGACGUCUGCUCUGAAGAUGACUUUAUUCUGCAAGCAUUCUGAAUAUAAAUUUCCAGAAAAAAAGUAAUGAUUUAGUAAUUCAAAUUUACAUAAAUGCAAAAUUACUUAUAUUAUCACUUCGAGCAGCCCACUUGACCAAGUGGUUCUUAGCUUUGUAUCUAACUCAUGAGAACUGGAGUUUUAAGACUUUGCACA
Messenger RNA from Phalaenopsis equestris, 1375 nucleotides. Its product is annotated as NAC domain-containing protein 83-like. The coding region runs from base 389 to 1060 and encodes 223 amino acids. The record is from RefSeq and is a predicted model, not a curated record. Gene Ontology annotation, molecular function: DNA binding. NCBI's taxonomy places the organism in Eukaryota, Viridiplantae, Streptophyta, Magnoliopsida, Asparagales, Orchidaceae. Gene Ontology annotation, biological process: regulation of DNA-templated transcription. The transcript is spliced from 3 exons.